AGCCAUAUGAACUCCUUUCAAUCAAGUAUGAGUAGACUUUGAUAUAAACAGAACAAAAUUUAUCCUUUUAUUCCCAUGACAUGAAGAAAAGAAUACCUCAAAUUUCGACAGUAAAAUUAGUUAAUUACUUAUUAAUUGUUAUAUUUUCACCAUAAUAUAUAUGUUGUUAUAAACGUCACAUCGACUGUUUGGUUUGAUUGGGGUUGGGGGAGUUGGUGGUUAGUUCGGUUCUAAACUUCAAUUUUUAGCAGUUCUAGACGAGGAGAUGGAGGAAGAGUUGAUCUGUUGGACCUUUGGUCAUCGUUUCUGGAAGUUUUUAAGUUGUUGCUCUUGCUUGACGGUUCGUUUCCAGAAGUUUUGUUGCUACACUUGCUUGCCGGUUGAUGAAGUUUUGGUUCUGGGCAUAAAAGAAAGUUUGGUUUCAUUGGUUGGUCGUGGGUAUCUUCGAUACUUUCAAAUUUAGGCGCACCAGAAAAUUUAAAAAACUCGCAAAUUUAAAGUUGUAUUUGUUCUUGGUUAAAUCGAUUUCUGGUUCUGUUUUAGUUUGGCUUGUUAAGGUUUUGUUUCUGAGUUUUUAAUUUCUGUAUUUCAUAAUCGUAUCCUUGGGAUGUAUCGUUCCUCUUGUUUAUAAUAAAAUUUUCAGAUGACAAAAAAA
Messenger RNA from Thlaspi arvense, 655 nucleotides. NCBI's taxonomy places the organism in Eukaryota, Viridiplantae, Streptophyta, Magnoliopsida, Brassicales, Brassicaceae. The record is from the annotation of a GenBank genome assembly.